Messenger RNA from Brienomyrus brachyistius, 2818 nucleotides. It is a transcript of the gene fbxo8, whose product is annotated as F-box protein 8. The record is from RefSeq and is a predicted model, not a curated record. NCBI's taxonomy places the organism in Eukaryota, Metazoa, Chordata, Actinopteri, Osteoglossiformes, Mormyridae. Gene Ontology annotation, biological process: regulation of ARF protein signal transduction. Gene Ontology annotation, molecular function: protein binding; guanyl-nucleotide exchange factor activity. The transcript has 6 exons. The coding region runs from base 264 to 1223 and encodes 319 amino acids.
GAGGUGGGAGGAGGAGGAGAGGAAGAAACCCUACGGGACUGAUAGGUGGAGAUUAAGCUUGUUGUGUCAUUGUGGCCCUUCCUUUCACAACAGUUGCAAGCAGGAGCUUUUCCGUCCGACAACAAAAACGACAACGACAGCCGAGAUGAAAGUUUUCCUGAGACCGAAGUAUCGCGGAUAACUAUCUCUUGCGAAAGUUAGCGUUGGUCUUCGCUGAACGUCGCGGCGGCGGUGGAAAAAUUUUCUACAAAACGGAUCUGCAGAUGGGUCAGGGUCUGUGGAGGGUGGUGAGAAACCAGCAGUUGCAGCAGGAGUACAGCGAACAGUGCUACCUGACGCGGGAGCGCAGUCGCAGGAUGGCGGCCGCUGCCUCCACCGUCGACCCCCUGAGCCACCGGCGCCACUGCCAGAGUACCGAUAUCUACCAGCUGCUCCGUGCGCGGAAAGGCAAGGAGGAGCGCGGCUUCAUCGACCUGGAGAUGCUGCCGCCAGAGCUCAGCAUCACCAUCCUGUCCUAUCUGAAUGCCACUGACCUGUGCCUGGCCUCCUGUGUGUGGCAGGGCCUGGGCAACGACGAGUACCUCUGGCAGGGACUCUGUAAAUCCACUUGGGGUCACUGCUCCAUAUACAACAGAAGGCUUCCGCCGGACUUCUCCUACAGGAGGCUCUACAUGCAGCUCGAUGAAGGAAGCCUCACAUUCAACGCCAACCCCCAGGAGGGGAUGGAGUACUUCCUGUCUAAAGGCAUCCUAAGCGACCAUGCAGCAGAAGUGGCCAAGUUCAUCUUCUACACAAGAACACUCAACUGGAAGAUGCUGAGGAUUUACCUAGAUGAGAGGAGGGAUGUGCUGGACGAGCUGGUCACCCUGCACAACUUCAGCAACCAGUUCCUACCCAACGCGCUGCGCGACUUCUUCCGGCACAUCCACGCCCCUGAGGAGCGCGGCGAGUACCUGGAGACCCUCAUCACCAAGUUCUCGCACCGUUUCUGCACCUGCAACCCCGCACUGAUGCGGGAGCUGGGCCUCAGCCCCGACGCCGUCUACGUCCUGUGCUACUCGCUGAUCCUGCUCUCCAUCGACCUGUCCAGCCCGCACGUGAAGAACAAGAUGUCCAAGCGCGAGUUCAUCCGCAACACGCGGCGCGCCGCCCAGAGCGUCAGCGACGACUUCGUGGGACACCUCUACGACAACAUCUAUCUCAUCGGCCACGUGGCGGCCUAGCUACGCGCUAACGCUAGCACCGCUCACGCUAUAUACAUAUAUCUGGUUUUCUUUAACUUUCUUGUGCACUGAGAGCAGGACGCCGUACGUCACGUGGCGUGUGAAACGCCCCGCCCACCUGUGCUUCUGUCCUGAGCUCCGCACCCGCGAGGCGUUACUUACACUACAAAAGCUACUUUGGGCAACAUUUUUGCUCUCUCUUGACGGGAUUAACAGACAAAAAAAACGUAAGCACAGUAUGUGUCGGAAAUGGCCUCUUCCGAAGAUGAGCUUCGCACGGCCUAGGCUUUGGGGGGCACUCCCUACAUCUUCUUACAUAUGUGUCUGUCAUCAUUAACAAGUGGUUUAUCCUUAACUAACUAAAUUCGUUGUUUACAUCCAUUAAUAUUUGUUAAAAAAAUGAAUGUUUAGGGUCUCUCUCUUAGCAUGCUGGGAUUUCACUGCUAAUUGUGCUUCAAAAAACAAGAUCGCUCAGGAACCACAGAAUGUGGUUUAAACGGAUGAAGUUUUAGGUUAGUCUAGGUUACCAUCACUCAGCGCUGACAUCUAAUGAAGAAUGUUCCAGACAGGACACACACCAGCCUCGUCUGCUUCCAUCUUGUUACCGUUAUAAAUCUUGUACUCGACCUUGCACCCCCCCCCCCCCCCCCCAUUUUGUCACUGUGCUCCGCCCUAAAGGUCGUCCCAUCGGCGUGCGGACGCCAGCCCCCUCUCCACAGCUGCCGUGUCCUUGCUCACCUCACCUGGAAACGUCCCGGCACAGUCCUCGUGCUGAAUUUACCGCGAUUUUGAAAAGCGGGUUAGCGAUUAGCCGGUCUCUACAUGGAACUUGCGGCGGGAGGGGUGGGGGGGUAAGCGAAGAGGUAAGCGCCUGCGUUCCUGCGACUCCGCGCAUCUGACACCCGUCCAAGCCAUCGCCGUGGAGAUCUUGCUCCAUCGCCGUGGAGAUCUUGCUCCGUUGCCGUGGAGAUCUUACACUGUUGCCGGUGUGCUGCGCAUCAAAGUGCCAAUAGAGCAGAAACUGACAUGAAAAGCGGGUGUCCUGUUUGAGAAGUUUCCUUUGCAAUGAAUUAAAAACCCUGACUAUUUUGUUUGCACAUUAUGUAUAUAUUUAAGCAUAGAGAUUUAUGAACAUAAUUUUAUUUUGAAGUAUUUUAACAAGAGAUUUAGUUUUCUCAAUGAAUUAAGUUUCUUUUUGCACUUUUGCAACAUUGGUUACCAUAUUUUAGCACUUGCUAAACUGCAUGUUAAUCCUUCCUAACGUUUUAUAUUUGUAUUUACUAUUGAUGCAUUAAAAUAAGAUUAUAAGGAUAGGAUAUGGGGAAGGGGAUACCAUGUUAUCAAAGCAGGAAGAGAGGUUGCCAUGGUGACAGGCAGCACUACAGGAACACGGCCUAUUGGUUGAUCUGAUUUUAUGUUAAAAUCUGCUGUUAUGAACAGGAUCACUUAAUACUGUGAGCCCUUUCUGUCUGAUGUACUUCAUCUUAAUGGGACAGCAAAUAGAGGGGUGCUUUCUGAUUUCUGACACUGGAAUAAAACGCUUUUUAGAUUGUAUGGAAAUUUAUUGCGAUAAAACCAGUCUCCCGUGAAAGAGA